Molecule: messenger RNA, 4421 nt
Organism: Eleginops maclovinus (Patagonian blennie)
Lineage: Eukaryota; Metazoa; Chordata; Actinopteri; Perciformes; Eleginopidae
Gene: nr2f6b
Product: nuclear receptor subfamily 2, group F, member 6b
Exons: 5
Coding region: 1567-2787 (406 amino acids)
Biological process (GO): anatomical structure development; negative regulation of transcription by RNA polymerase II; cell differentiation
Molecular function (GO): zinc ion binding; nuclear receptor activity; RNA polymerase II cis-regulatory region sequence-specific DNA binding
Source: RefSeq, a predicted model, not a curated record
CACGUUCACUCUCCCUAAAGGAGGGAGCGAGGCAGAGACACAGAGAGGGGAUUGAGAGGAGCAGGAGAGGAAGCUAUCUCUGGACUGCUCUCCACUGCAGCGUCUGGCUUUCACUAAAAGGUCUAUGACUGAGUUUUUCCUGCACUUGUUUGCCUAAUUUAUUCCUGCCGGGACCAGCAGAGAGAAGGCGGAACAGAAGAAAAAAGGGAAAAGGGACCGGCAGAACAGAACGGAGUGCAACAGUACACCCCAACUUGCUGACAGGGAAAGCAGAGAGGUCCUGGCCUCUGUUACUGCUGGAUGGACAAGCACGAACAAAACGGGAGAAAACACUCAGCAGCUUUGAGAGGAGGAGAUUUCUCAACUCUGCUUUGUUUUGGCUUUUUGUGUGACAUUUGAGCCCCAGACACCGCAGACUCUGAAGAGUUGGAUGAGCCACAGGAAAACAUAAUUUCACCACAGAAACAGAAGAGGACUUAUUUGGUGCACUUAUCCGCUGCAAAGAUCACAUAUUCCAGGAGGGAAAGGGGUGUAUUGUCACUUCCUAAUGUUGAGGCAGUCUGAGUUGGAUCUUUUAGGCUUUUUGUCGGACACACCAAACCAAAAUACUUAUUACAUUUAAAAGCUGAACUGGCUCUGUGUUUAUAUCCUCUCUUAAUACCAAAGAAAGAACCAUUACCAAUUCUAAAACUCCCCACAAUUCAUUUUUUUAGAUAUAUGAUUGAGCAUUUCCAAAGAAAAACACUAUCCUAUUUUUCCUUUUCAUCAGUAGGCUAUCACCUCUGCCUCUAUAACAGCCCUGACAAGUCAAGAGUGAGUCUGGACUAGAACUGCCUCAGAUCAGCAGAUAACACCUCUGCAAGGCAGGAACUGGUUGGACUCGUUUAUAAGUUGGAGGAGAGGGCAGGGCAGUUCAACCCUGCCUGAAGGAAAGCUGUAUUUUAUUUUCCUCCCACUUGCUUGUCCUUCUGGGAGAAAGUCGAGCACUGAGAGGGGCAGAGCUUCUUUUUCACUUUGAGAGCGACUCUUGUUUUGUCCCUUGUCACUAUGAUUAGGAGGUGAGGUGUUUUUCUUUUUACUUCUUCCAGGGGGGGAGACGGAGAGAAAAAGUGGGAGGGAGGAAGAAAGAGAGAAGGAGUCAAAGUGUAAUUUAUUGUUUUCAGUGAAAAGAGCAAGGCUGCACCCUUUUCUCCUGCCUGAACUCUGAACCACUCAAUGUGUGUCUGAAGUUUCUCAGAGUUCGGGAGCCAUUGAUCGGAGGUCAGGGCAGAGAACACAAGGGUGAAAGACAAGAACAGAGAGCAGAGGGAUUAAAGAAGAGAGAGAGAGAAAACCGCACAGGGAAGGACUUCCAGGUCGUAACAACCAGACGGCAAAGGGGGGAAAGGUCAACACAAGAGCGGCCGGGACAAUAUUUUUAUCCCUUUCCUCGAUUUUCUUUGGUCAAAACAUUCCUGGAGACCUUUUCCUCUGGAAUCACUCUUUAGACUUUGAGGCGAGUUGGAAGCCGGGCGACAGGGUGGGUUUGUGUAUGAUCCACUCACAGGGCGGCGUGUCUCAGAGAAUAUGGCCAUGGUGAGCGGGGGAUGGGGCAACCCCAACGGGGACACUAAUGGACUGGGGGAGAAGACUUACCUGAGGAGGGAGGAAGAGGAGGGCUCGCCCCAGGCCGGGAGCAGCGAUGUGGACGUCGGGGACGAGGACAAGGCCUGCGUAGUGGACUGUGUGGUGUGUGGGGACAAGUCCAGCGGGAAGCAUUACGGCGUGUUCACCUGUGAGGGCUGCAAGAGUUUCUUUAAGAGGAGCAUCAGACGAAACCUCAACUACUCCUGCAGAUCAAAUCGAGAAUGCCAAAUUGACCAGCAUCACCGCAACCAGUGCCAAUACUGUCGUCUGAAGAAAUGCUUCCGCGUGGGAAUGCGCAAAGAAGCAGUCCAGAGGGGUCGAAUCCCUCCAUCUCACUCAGGUAUCAGUCCCAACUCCCUGGCAGGUGGGGCUGGAGGAGCAGGGCCGGGUCACAUUGGGGCGGACUAUUUCAACGGACAGCAGGUGUCAGAGCUCAUCUCCCAGCUCCUCCGGGCUGAGCCGUACCCCAGCAGUCGAUACGUGACACCGUACGGUCAGCCACAGAUGCAGGCAUCUGCGAGCGGAGCCUCCGUCAUGGGCAUUGACAGCAUCUGUGAGCUGGCCGCCCGGCUCCUCUUCAGCACCAUCGAGUGGGCCAGAAACAUCCCAUACUUCCCAGAACUACCGGUCUCAGAGCAGGUGGCUCUGCUGAGGUUGAGCUGGAGCGAGCUCUUCAUCCUGAACGCAGCUCAGUCUGCUCUGCCUCUACAUAUGGCUCCUCUACUGGCAGCUGCCGGGUUCCACUCCUCUCCCAUGUCUGCUGAGCGCGUGGUGUCCUUCAUGGAUCAGGUCAGGGUUUUCCAGGACCAGGUGGAUAAGCUGAACCGACUGCAAGUGGACUCCGCCGAGUACAGCUGCCUCAAAGCCAUUGCACUCUUUUCACCUGACGCAUGUGGGCUGACUGACCCAGCCCAUGUGGAGUCCCUGCAGGAGAAGGCCCAGGUUGCCCUAACAGAGUACGAGAGGUUGCAGUACCCAAACCAGCCCCAGCGCUUUGGCCGAUUACUGCUGCGCCUUCCAGCUCUGCGUGCCGUGCCUGCAAACCUCAUCUCCCAGCUCUUCUUCAUGCGGCUGGUGGGCAAGACCCCCAUCGAGACGCUGAUCCGAGACAUGCAGCUAUCAGGGAGCUCCAUCAGCUGGCCCUACAUACCGGGACAGUGAGCCCUUGUGACUCCAGAAUGAGACAGACUGAGAUGAGAUUGGGAGGAUUCAGAGUUCACAAAGAUUACAUACAAAGGACAAACUGAAUGUUAUGAAUACAAACUUUUAAGGUCUUUGCUUGUGAAUGUAAAGGUCAGCUUUUUCCACAUUAUCUCUGUAAAGUUUGGUGAAAGUCAAACCAAAAAGCUGCUUACAGAGAACAAAAAAUGUGUAAUUAUCCUUUACCACAUAUUUUAUAUAUCUAUACAUAUAUAUAUAUAUAUGUUUGCAGCACUUGUCAGUUUUGAUCUGGCCUCCGUCUGAUCUCUCUGUUUUAUUCUGGAUAAAAACACAAGGCUUUUAGUGAAAUGCAGACUCUAACAUGAGGCCAUGUGCCUGUACUACCUCAUCCGAUAUCACCCCUAAGGAGAGACUCAGUUUGAAUCCAGGCUCUGUUGGCCCUCUGCUCUGUUUAAUAAAAGCCAAGAUGAAACCAUAGUGACUUUUACAGGCAGAGCUUCAUAUCUGAGACAUGUCACACAGUUCAAGUUGUGUCAGGUUUUUUUUUUAAGUGGGCAGACUUUGUUACCAAAUGUGUUUGUAAAAACCGCAGUUUCGACUUUCUACAGCAUUAAAAUAAAGAAGAGGCACGGGCAUUGUUUUGUAUAUUUUACUAUACUUUAAAAUAUUGUAUAUACUUAAAGAAAUAGUUCAACAUUUUGAGAAAAUGAUUUAAUUUCUUGCAGAAUUAGAGAGGAUCGAUUGCACUUACGUAUCUCUAUGAUAAAUAUUAUGCUACAGCCAGAAGCUAGAUAGCUUAUGAUAUAUCUGGUACAGUUAGCCUGGCUCUGUUGGUAACAAAUGAACCCCUCCAACCCCCUGAAGCUCUGUAAUUAACAUGUUAGAAAAAUGAUAAUGAGAAUUGGUGAGUUAAGUCAUUAUUCUUUGAGGAGAUUCAACAAAUGAUCGUUAACUGAAUUAGUGAGCUUACCAUUUGUUGACUUUAGCUCCAUGUUUACCUUUCUCUCUGCAAGAAAGUAAAUAACCAUGUUUUACCUAAAUGUUGACCUAUUCCUCUAUUAUAAUUUAUUAUACCUUAAUGUUGUAUGUCGCCACAAGAAGUGGAGGUGAAUGUAUUCAUACACACCCUGGCUCCUGACACAGUCACGUCUCUCUUUAUUACAUUACCUCAUGUUUCAUACAGCAAAGACAAAUAUUAUAUAUUCAUGUGCUAAAGAUAAAUAGAAAGGGAUCAAUGCAUCUUCAUCACAGAGAUUAUAAACACAAAUAACCCCCUACUUGUCUGUCCUUCAGACUUGGCCAACAUAUAUUUGAAAAUGUUCUGAGAUGUUAUGCUUAACGUAAGAAGAAAGCCAGUUUUACAAAAGUCUUUUUCAUUUCUUUCUAAGUUGUGGUCUACUUUGAAAGCAGUGUUUUUAAAGAUGGCUAAAGUGGACAGAGGUUACUUCAGUUAAUUAUUAUGCUUGUACAAGGUACUUGUUUCGUAAGUGUUGUAAAGGUUAUGGUGUUUGUUGGUACUGAUAUAAAGGGUACUAAGUAGUCACAUUCAUGGGAGUUGUUGGCAUGAAGUGCAGCUCAAUGUGACAAUUGUUUUGCCAAAUUAAUGACUGAAAUAAAAGAGUUUUUGGUAUGAA